UCCCUUGCUGUCGGCGUGCCAGGACCCAGGGAGGCGGGAGGGCUGAGGGAAAGCCUCUGACAGUGGGCAGUGAGGGGAGAGGGCCUGGACUGUUUGGAUGGAGGGGUGUGGGAGCGGGUUCAGAGAGAUUGUAAUAGGGAAGGCAAGAGGAGUGGGCAGUGGGGUGGGGAAGGGAAAGCGGAGGCAGGGAGCAGAUCGGUGGCACAGAGGGGGAGGAGAUACACUUAGACAGCUGGAAUUGAAAAGCUCUUUCUCCAUGCAAGCAAAAAUGCCUCCUUGUGACUUUUCACCUGGAAAAUAUGAGUCCUAUCCCUAUGAGCGUAUGCUGAAGAUCCGCAAACAGAAUCUGUCUCCAUCACUGGUAACGUACUACAAGAAACCACUGCUGCUACAUCAGGGACAUAUGCAGUGGUUAUUUGAUUAUGAGGGACGAAGGUACCUUGAUCUCUUUGCUGGAGUUGUUACUGUCAGUGUUGGUCACUGUCACCCGAAGGUAACUGCAACUGCCCAAAAACAGCUUGGUCGUCUGUGGCAUACAACCAACCUCUACAUGCAUCCAUCAAUCCAGGAAUACGUGGAGAAACUAGCAGCACUUCUCCCUAAUCCACUUAAGGUGAUUUACCUGACUAACAGUGGGUCAGAAGCCAAUGAUUUGGCUAUGUUCAUGGCAAGACUUUACACUCGGAACUUUGACCUCAUCUGUUUCAGAGGAGGAUACCAUGGAGGCAGUCCAUACACACUGGGCUUGACGUGCAUUGGAUCUUAUAAACAUGGUGUCGCCAGUGGAUUUGGCUGCCAAAGUACAAUGUUACCAGAUGUUUUUCGUGGUCCAUGGGGAGGAAGCCAUUGCCGAGAUUCUCUGGUGCAAACUAUUCGGAAAUGUAGCUGUUCUCAAGGCUGUUGUGAAGCAAACGACCAGUACAUUGAACAGUUCAAAGACACUCUGAGUACUUGUGUGCCAAAGGCAAUAGCUGGGUUUAUCGCUGAGCCAAUUCAAGGUGUUAAUGGAGUCAUUCAGUAUCCUAAAAGAUUUCUAAAGGAAGCUUUUCAGCUAGUGCGUGACAGAGGAGGCGUCUGUAUUGCAGAUGAAGUCCAGACAGGGUUUGGACGAACUGGCAGCCAUUUCUGGGGAUUUCAAACACAUGGUGUAGUCCCUGACAUUGUUACCAUGGCAAAAGGAAUUGGCAACGGCUUUCCAAUGGCAGCUGUCGUAACCACACCAGAGAUUGCAAAUUCCUUGGCUCAGAACCUUCAUUUUAACACAUUUGGAGGAAACCCCAUGGCCUGUGUAGUUGGAGCUGCAGUUCUUGAUGCUAUUGCAGAAGACGGUCUACAAAAGAACAGCAAAGAAGUGGGGACUUACAUGCUACUGGAGUUUGCUAAAUUGAGAGAUAAGUUUGAGAUCAUUGGAGAUGUCCGUGGCAAAGGCCUUAUGAUUGGGAUAGAAAUGGUGAAGAAUAAGGACAGUUGUGAACCUCUUCCAGCUGAAGAGAUGAGUCAGAUCUGGGAAGAUUGCAAAGACAUGGGAGUAUUGAUGGGCAGGGGUGGAAUUUAUAAUCAGACAUUUAGAGUUAAACCUCCAAUGUGCAUUACUAAACAAGAUGCAGCCUUUGCAGUGGAAGUAUUUCAUGCUGCACUAAUGAGACAUUUGGAAAGAACAGCUGCAAGUUAGACUCUGAAUAAUGUUUCUCCUCACCCUCCAAGCUCUAAAAUCUUGUUAUAACUACAGCCAGCAAGGAAUUUAUAGUAUGAAGAUAAGAUUGAUUAAUUUUCCUGUACAUGUAACUCUUACAAAUUUAAAUGUGAAAGGUUACCUUGACUCAGCUUGCUAUACCUACAAGAAAUCAGUCUUAUUGUAAUGUUGUGUUAAGAAAACAAUACCUAUUGUUAACACAAAUCAAACAUGAUUUUUUUAAAUUAGGUAGUGCCUUCUACCUAGGCCGAGACUAAGUUUCCUGCAUGUCAGACCAGCAAGUGAGAUUGGCUGGCGUACUCAGGCUGGCACUACAUGAAAGGGCAUCUGAAUACUACUGCCUUUACAAUUAUAUCAUAUCUGGGAUAGUUCUUCCUUUCUUUAUGCCCGGCUGUUUUCUCUUAAUAGCUGAAAUUCUGGAUGUAGUUUCUACAGUGACAGAGGGAGUGCUCUGUGUAAUCUUGCUCCAGUGACAUUUGCUUAGUAGCUAGUGCACUUCCUAACCAAGACUGGAGACAGCAGCACACGACAAACAAUACUUCACUCCUGAAAAAUACUUGAGUGGAAAACUAUGCUACUAUUACACUCAUAAUAGGGGUAGGAGUGAAAUUCCUCCAGAGCAGAGGGGCUGCUGAAAGCUCUUCAAGCAGGGGCUCAGUGAAGGAAAGUUGUAUGUGGAGGAUGGAUUUUGUUUAAUAGUUAUAGAGGAAGAUACUUAUUAAAAAAAAGUAAGGAAGGGUUUACUCAUUCAGCCGUGGGUUCUAAUCCAGUCUCCUGCCCACCCUCAGCAGUGAUCUUUUCUCCUUUGACUGGUAGCAGCUCUCCCUCUUCACGCAAUACCAUGCUGUGCCCCACUCUUGUCAUCAGUAGAAAGCUCAUGGAUGUUAGAUAAUCUUUUUUCCCUGUUCAGGGUAAAGACAUGAUUAAACAAUUCAGCCGUAAAGUAUAAAUUACAACUAAUGGUCAAUUCAGUUUACAAAUGUGAGUUAAUUUCUUGGUCCAAUAAAAGGUAUCACACACUG
Messenger RNA from Chelonoidis abingdonii (Abingdon island giant tortoise), 2715 nucleotides. The record is from RefSeq and is a predicted model, not a curated record. NCBI's taxonomy places the organism in Eukaryota, Metazoa, Chordata, Testudines, Testudinidae.